AGAGAGCUGGAGAGAGCAGGGAGAGGGGGGAGCGCCGAGCUAGUCAGAGAGUGAGCGAGAGCGAGAAGGAGGGAGAGGAGGAGAAAGAGAGCGAGGGCGGGCGGGAGGCGGCGGCGGCGGCAGCAGCAGCAGUAAUAGCAGGAGCAGCAACAGAAGGCGUCGGAGCGGGCGUCGGAGCUGCCCGCUGUGGGAGAGAGAGGAGAGAGAAAGAGCGAGCGAGGAGAGGGAGCCCGAGGCGAAAAAGUAACUGUCAAAUGCGCGGCUCCUUUAACCGGAGCGCUCAGUCCGGCUCCGAGAGUCAUGGCGACCGCAGCGUCUAACCACUACAGCCUGCUCACCUCCAGCGCCUCCAUCGUGCACGCCGAGCCGCCCGGCGGCAUGCAGCAGGGCGCGGGGGGCUACCGCGAAGCGCAGAGCCUGGUGCAGGGCGACUACGGCGCGCUGCAGAGCAACGGACACCCGCUCAGCCACGCUCACCAGUGGAUCACCGCGCUGUCCCACGGCGGCGGCGGCGGGGGCGGCGGCGGCGGCGGGGGGGGCGGGGGCGGCGGCGGGGGCGGCGGCGACGGCUCCCCGUGGUCCACCAGCCCCCUGGGCCAGCCGGACAUCAAGCCCUCGGUGGUGGUGCAGCAGGGCGGCCGCGGCGACGAGCUGCACGGGCCAGGCGCCCUGCAGCAGCAGCACCAGCAACAGCAACAGCAACAGCAGCAGCAACAGCAGCAACAGCAGCAGCAGCAGCAGCAACAGCGGCCGCCGCAUCUGGUGCACCACGCCGCUAACCACCACCCGGGGCCCGGGGCAUGGCGGAGCGCGGCGGCUGCAGCGCACCUCCCACCCUCCAUGGGAGCGUCCAACGGCGGCUUGCUCUACUCGCAGCCCAGCUUCACGGUGAACGGCAUGCUGGGCGCAGGCGGGCAGCCGGCCGGGCUGCACCACCACGGCCUGCGGGACGCGCACGACGAGCCACACCAUGCCGACCACCACCCGCACCCGCACUCGCACCCGCACCAGCAGCCGCCGCCCCCGCCGCCCCCGCAGGGUCCGCCUGGCCACCCAGGCGCGCACCACGACCCGCACUCGGACGAGGACACGCCGACCUCGGACGACCUGGAGCAGUUCGCCAAGCAGUUCAAGCAGCGGCGGAUCAAACUGGGAUUUACCCAAGCGGACGUGGGGCUGGCUCUGGGCACCCUGUAUGGCAACGUGUUCUCGCAGACCACCAUCUGCAGGUUUGAGGCCCUGCAGCUGAGCUUCAAGAACAUGUGCAAGCUGAAGCCUUUGUUGAACAAGUGGUUGGAGGAGGCGGACUCGUCCUCGGGCAGCCCCACGAGCAUAGACAAGAUCGCAGCGCAAGGGCGCAAGCGGAAAAAGCGGACUUCCAUCGAGGUGAGCGUCAAGGGGGCUCUGGAGAGCCAUUUCCUCAAAUGCCCCAAGCCCUCGGCCCAGGAGAUCACCUCCCUCGCGGACAGCUUACAGCUGGAGAAGGAGGUGGUGAGAGUUUGGUUUUGUAACAGGAGACAGAAAGAGAAAAGGAUGACCCCUCCCGGAGGGACUCUGCCGGGCGCCGAGGAUGUGUACGGGGGGAGUAGGGACACUCCACCACACCACGGGGUGCAGACGCCCGUCCAGUGAACUCGAGCGGGGGGAGGGGCAGAGCGCGGGGCUCCCCCUCCCCUUCAGUCCUUGGCCCUUUCCCGGCCCUCUUGUUCCCUCUCUAACUUCUGAUUGUUCUUUUAUUUUUAAUUAUUAUUUCCCCGUCCCUUAAAAAGAAAAAAAAAUAAGGAAAAAGGAAAGCAACUAAGACACUGGACUAUCCUUUAAAGGUAGCAGGUGUAAUGAUGUGUUUUGACCUUUGCAGGCGAGAAACCAGGCAAUGGAGUGGAGUGUCUCCUGGAGAGAGUGAGGAGAGUGUGUGAUAGAUAGAGAGAGAGAUAGAGAGAUGGCAAGCACUGAGAUAAAUACCUGGCAAAACUAAAUAAAUUACCAAAAAGGAAAAAAUAUCCACCAAACCAUGAUAAACACAAAACGCAGCUUCCUGAUGCUUGGAGUUGGCACAUGCUGCUGUGUUUAUUUAUUGUGGAUUCCCAUCAGGAAAGAGGAAAAAAUACACACGUUCUUUGAUAUAGGCAAAAUUUAACCACAUAAAUUUGCACUGCAAGAAAAUUGAAGUUUACAUGAACAAAUUCAUGAACAUAUUUUCUCUUUCUCCCCACCGUUAAUUUGGGAAUUGCCGUUUUGGGGGAUUUUGUUUUGCUUUGCUUUAUUCAUCGGAGAGAGUUGAGGCCAGCUCUUGGCCACUCUCUAUUUCUAAUGUUCUUGUGUUGCCCCUUGUUCGUACUGUUUGUGAACUUUGGUUACCUUCACAUUCCCCUUACGAGGGUGUAACAUCUAUUUGUUCCUCUUACCAAAGCAAAACGAUUGGCUUCAUACAAAAUAGACAAUUCUCUGCUUUCAGGAAAUGUGCAUGGUCUACCCGCUUUAUCAAAGGCAAGAAUCUGGUUUGGAAUAUAAAAAUAAGCAUUGGUUGUUGUUACCAGCCACAAAGUAAACUUCAUUUUCAGGCAGUGUUUCUGGGGGAGGUUAUGGAGGGAAGAAAAAAGAAAAAUCGAUAGUGAGUGACUGAUUGCUUCAUUUUAUCAGGCGGGCCCAUUGUGAAAGAGCUCAGAGGAAAUGUGGAGGUUAAAUAUAUUUCCAGAGUUGUCCAGCAGAAAGAAAGUGGCACUUUGAAGAGAACUAGGGAAGUAUAUAUCUUCAGAUAUCCCUAUAUAGUUCUCUACCUUCAGUUUUAGUAACAAUUAUGAAGAA
Pongo pygmaeus (Bornean orangutan) is the source of this 2805-nucleotide messenger RNA. RefSeq names its product POU class 3 homeobox 2 (gene POU3F2). Gene Ontology annotation, molecular function: DNA-binding transcription factor activity, RNA polymerase II-specific; RNA polymerase II cis-regulatory region sequence-specific DNA binding. NCBI's taxonomy places the organism in Eukaryota, Metazoa, Chordata, Mammalia, Primates, Hominidae. Gene Ontology annotation, biological process: regulation of transcription by RNA polymerase II; brain development. The coding region runs from base 301 to 1632 and encodes 443 amino acids. The record is from RefSeq and is a predicted model, not a curated record. Gene Ontology annotation, cellular component: nucleus. The transcript has a single exon.